AUGGCUACCCCUUCCUCUGAUAGAGAAGGGUCAGCCUUUGGGGGUGGCAGCAAUUAUACCCCAAGUACUCCAAUGUCCCCUGAGGCAGCAGCAGCAGCAGCAGCAGCAGCAGCAGGUAGAAGAGGCCCUCAUGGUGGCCCCUCUCCUUAUACACUACAGCAGCAGCAGCAGCAGCAGCAGCAGCAGCAGAGGAGGGGACUAACAUUAGCAGAUAUAAGAAGAAGGAACUUAGAUGAGCAACAAGCACUAAGAGAUGUUGGACAUCUUAAGAGAUAUCGCGGGUAUAAAAUGAGUUAG
Eimeria maxima is the source of this 297-nucleotide messenger RNA. RefSeq lists its product as hypothetical. The coding region runs from base 1 to 297 and encodes 98 amino acids. The transcript has 2 exons. NCBI's taxonomy places the organism in Eukaryota, Apicomplexa, Conoidasida, Eucoccidiorida, Eimeriidae. The record is from RefSeq and is a predicted model, not a curated record.